Chaetomium strumarium is the source of this 2374-nucleotide messenger RNA. RefSeq names its product Bud-site selection protein. The transcript has 2 exons. Gene Ontology annotation, biological process: maturation of SSU-rRNA. Lineage: Eukaryota; Fungi; Ascomycota; Sordariomycetes; Sordariales; Chaetomiaceae. Gene Ontology annotation, cellular component: 90S preribosome; nucleus. The record is from RefSeq and is a predicted model, not a curated record. Bases 143 to 1948 code for a protein of 601 amino acids.
UGCUGCCCGAGGUGCUAUUGGGAAUGUGAAAUAAGGCAAAUUCGACAGGUAUGACACUGUAUAUCGCCUUCGCGCAUUGUCUGCUUGCAAUCGUCGAGUGGGUUGCUUGCGGCACCCCUCCACCUCCCGAAGUCCAAAAUGCAUGGAGGUUGGACAAAGACACUGUCGCGCUGAUCCCUGUCCACUUUACCGUACGCGUCUGAUUUCGGGUCAAGCGUGCACAGGCGUGAACUGGAACUCAGCCUUGCGCCGAAACGGGGAAAGUGGCACUCUUUUUUCCAGUCUCAUAACAGACGAACAGCCAACCUCUACAGACAGGACAACUCAAACUCUUCGGCCGAUUCCUGAUCACCAGGUCCCCGUUUUGUGGACCGGAGCUUGUGACACGAGCCGAAAGACCUUGCUUCCAACUGACUUUUUCAAUUCGCUCAACAUGCCGAAACGCAAACGCGAUGAGGACGCCUCCGUCGACGCCCUCUUCUUCCGCUUCCGCAACGACCUAUUUCAUUCUCUCAAGAUUGCCAAAGCCUUCGAGCGCCAGCGCCAAGCCAAGCGCCUGAAAGACCCCAAGUCCACGCCUGAAAGGAAAGAGAGGGUAGAGAAGGAGAUUGUCGUUCUCAAGUCCCUCGACCUGCACCAGACAGCUCACGCACAUCUCUGCUCAUCGCUCCUCAAAAUUAAAUCGGUUGCGGAAUCGGAGAAGUUGCCAAACGAUAUCAAAGCCGGGGUGCCUAAGCCAGAGCUGACUGAGGAGGAGAAGGCGCUAUUGCACAACGUCACUAGUGCACUGUAUAACCGCGCUCAAGUGAAGGACGUCGUGCAGAAGGCGCUCGGGGAGAUAUGUAAGGCUCUUGGCGUGGCGGUGCCGGGCAAAAGGGGGAAGGCCUCAGAGAAGGAGCGGGAAGGUCCGAACGAGCUGGACAAGAGCGCGAAGAGUGGCGGAAAGGAAGCAGGCUCGGAAGAGAAGGGGGCUAAGAAGAACAGUAACACCGAAAAUAGCUCAGAAGACGAGCGUGAGGGCCAUGGAACUAAGAGGAAAGAGAAGUGCGGGAAGGACAAGGCUAGCCAAGUGGAGGAGGGGGAGGAGGUUGAUGAGGAAGAAGAGGAGAAGGCCGUUUCACAGCUGGACGAGCUGCUGGGACUAGAAUCUGAGGAAGAGGAGGACGACGAGGAGGAGAUGCUGGUAAAGGGCCGCAGGAAACACUCAACGUCAAGCAGGGACCUGGAUCCAAUGGAGAUUACUACUGAUGAAGACGAUGGGGACGACGAAGAGGACGAUAACGAAGACCUUGACCCCAUGCAGGUCACUUCCAAUGAGGGGGGAGACGGCAGUGGCAGCGAAGACGACUUUCAAGGCUUCAGCGAUGUGAAUCAAGAAAGCCAAGGGAGCUCAAAAAGUGAAGACGAGGGUGCCUCCGAUAGCGAGAGUUCCGCUUCGUCCAUAGCUCGGUCACCACCGGCUAAAAAGGUCUCCACCUCCAAAAAGGCAGCAAAAGCUUCCAAACCUACAGAUUCAACCUUCCUUCCCACGCUCAUGGGCGGGUAUAUCUCUGGCUCCGAAUCGGCGUCCGACGUGGACCUGGCCCCGCCGAGGAAAAACCGCCGAGGGCAACGCGCGAGACAGGCAAUCUGGGAGAAAAGGUACGGCGAAAAGGCAAAACAUCUGCAGAAACCAGCCAAUGGUCGUGACGCGGGCUGGGACCUCAAGAGGGGUGCGGUCGACGGUGACUCGAAGCCCUGGAAACGGGGCAUCCGCAACCCGUUGCUGGACAAGAAGGGCUCGAAGGCAGAUGAUAGACAGCAAACCGCUCCUCCAAAGAGAGAGCCGCCUCCGAGGAUAAGAGAUGACAGUGGGCCCUUGCACCCCAGUUGGGAGGCCAAGAGGCUUGCCAAGGAGAAGGAAAGGCUCACUGCGCCAUUCCAGGGGAAGAAGAUCACGUUUGACUGAGACAAAGCAGUGCCUUACUCUCGAGGUGCCCUGCCGUGACGCAGGGUCAAAGAUUUAGCGGUGAGGGUAACGCUGCAUUGACCUUCCAAAGGACUUGGCCUUGCUCGCCCUGAACAAGCCCGAUGCGCGAAUGCCUCCAAGAACUCUGGGGAUACAGAACGGAUAUGCACUAUUUCAAGAUUAUAUGCGAAAUAGCUACAAAUACCUCAGCGUUCUUAUCCCCCGGGCGUAUGAAACAUCCAGCAGGCGUGAGGCAGGUGUGGCAUGGCUGCGCAAGCUCGUACGCAAUGCGGGUGAAGGUCCCUUGAGCCGAGAACCAAAAGAGGAUGCGACCACCAAGAGGAUGUGGCGGCUGCAGGGGGAUGAUGUUGUGCAGGGCAGGGCAGCUGACAGGGUUUUGAAGCCAACGUUAGUAACUGGUCGAUU